CACAGACCCUCAGAGCUCCGCACGGCCCCUGAGAGCCAUUCACGGCCCCGGAGAGUCCCUCAGGGCCCCUCAAACCCCUCAGAGCCACUCACAGCCCCGAAGAGACCCGCACGGCCCCUCAGAGUCCCUUGUGGCCUCUCAGAGCUCUGCACGGACUCUCAGAGUCCCUUACGGCCCCGCAUAGCCACUCAUGGCCUCUCGGAGCCCCUCACGGCUUCUCAGAGCCUGGCACAGCCCUGCAGAUCCCCACACAGCCCCACUCCAGCCCGGGUGGGAAGAAGCUCAAGCCGGAACAGUGAGGGAGAUGUCGUAUCUGUGGCUGACGUGAGGCAUCUGCUCGAAAAAAAUGGUGUUUUGAUUAGGGUCUGCGUCUCCUUGAUGCUCUGCAGCAGUUUGCCUGGACAGGCUGUGCAGGAGCUUCUCUAGCAGCGGUGAUAGUGUAUGUUCCUUGAGUUCAGGAUACACGCCAUCAGAGAUCACUAUCAGCACCAAGCCUAGUGUUCACUGCUCUGAUGGCUCUGCCACCUCCGGAUCCACAGUUUGUGCUCAGAGGUACCAGUGCUGCAGUCCACACCCUGUAUUUUUCCUGUGGAGGCUCAGAACCUGAUAUCCCCCUUCUUUACUCUGGGUCUGAGAGUGGGUUUAUCCAUGUCUGGAACCUGAGAACACACAGAGUGGACACAGCAUUGGAUGGCCAUGGAAGAAAAUCUGUCUACUGCGUGGAGACAAUGGGUGGUAAAGACAGGCUUCUCAGUCAGGGGCGCGACCAGAGGAUCUGCUUGUGGGAUUUAGCAGAGGGACGGACUUCAGUGACGGAUUCUGUCUUCACGGAGCAUGUGGGAUUCUGCAGAUGUUCUCUGUUAAAGGUGGCACAGGGACGCUGGCUAAUGGCCAUGGCAGCCAGAAGCCUGGAGGAGAUUCAGAUUUUGGAGCUGCCAUCCAAGACGUCAGUCUGUACCUUGAAGCCAGAGGUGGGUGCCAAGCUGGGCAUGCCCAUGUGUCUGAAGUUAUGGCAGCUCAGCUGUGGUUCACAACCUGUGCUUCUGGCUGGCUAUGAAGAUGGAUCAGUUGUCCUCUGGAAUGUGUCAAUGGGAAAAGCGUUGAGCCAACUCGUUUGCCACCAGGAGCCAGUGAUGAGCCUUGACUUUGACUCGGAGAAGGCCAAGGGGAUCUCGGGCUCAUCUGAAAAGGUGCUUAGCAUCUGGAGCCUCAAUGAGCAACAGAACCUCCAGGUUUACAAAACACACGAACUUGUCAACGCUGGCAUAUCUGAUAUCACCAUCCGUCCAGACAAGAAGAUUUUGGCAACAGCAGGGUGGGAUCAUCGCAUCAGGAUCUUUGGCUGGAAAAAGCUGAAGCCCUUAGCAGUGCUGGACUAUCACACAGCAACCGUCCACUGCGUGUCCUUCUCAGAUCACAGCAACCCCCGGGAGAGACUGCUGGCAGCUGGCUCCAAAGAUCAGCGCAUCAGUGUCUGGUCCAUAUAUGCUCAGACGUGACACAUCCUGCACUGCCAAGGACUAGGAAAGCAGGACUGGUGAAGCAAUUCCUUGCACUGGAAUUCAAACGCGCCUGUGGGGAAGUGGCAGAAUCUGUCUCCAGGCUGAAGUGAGAGUCCUAGCUUAAUUCUUAUGCUGCUUGUUUAAUCUAUAAGUUUUGUCUUCCAUAGAGGAAAGUGAAUUUUAAAAAUUCAUAACAAGCAGAACAAGGCCAGUCACAAACAAAGACCAAAGCUGCUUUGGGUUCUGCUACGGGUUUUGCAACACCUUUCCUUUGGCAGGUUGCUGACAUAACUUGUGCCAAUAUCUUUUGUAAAAAAGGACUGGAAUCCCUCAAACUGCAGUGGGGGCAGAAUAUAUCUGUUUGUAAGUCAUUUAUGUAUCCAAGAAUUUGAAUCAGUGUAAAACAUCACUCUUUCUUGAAAAUUUAUACCCAUUAAACCACCUCCAGUGGUUUCUCAUUGUCAGUUACUUUUUCUUCCCCUUAACUGAAAGGCUAUCAGAACACCCUUGAUUUGUUCACACUUCUGUCAGUUUCUAACUUAAACCAACAGCCAGGAAUGUGACUAGGGAUGGCCUUCGGCAUUUAUGAAUUUCAUUAUGUCUCCUGUCACCUCAAGCCUCACAAUUAAUCACAAGAAAGAAAGGGAAAAAAUCUUCCCCAGCAUUGUGCUGCAAAGCUAUGUAAAGCCUUUUACAGAGCCAGUGCUAAAUCCUUUCCAUAGACUGAUGAGCUGAAGGAUUUAAACUCGGCAAUCCAAUUAGCGCCCUUCUCCUUGGAGAGUUAGGGCUAAGUUUCAGCAUGGCAAGUCUGAAAUUCAGCUGCACAACUCCCAUUAACAUUUAGGGGAAUGCCAUGGGUAAAUCCUUCUCCACACAGUGCGAAUGUUCCAUUAAUUUGUCAUCUCUACAGUCAUGGAAGCUGAAAUUCAUUCAUGAAGUUUUUUUUGUUUGACUCACAAAACAGCAUUCGCAUUCUUCUAAAGCAUAUUAGACACACACCAGUGUGCUGAGAGCCAGGGUACUGCUGGAUUGGUGACAAAGCUGCAGUGAUAACUGUGUCCAGGCUGUGCACUGUUGAUACUUUAUUGGAAAUAAUUGUUUCUGCUCCUGUAGAGAGGUGGAAAUCUGAGAAAAAGUGACCAAAAGUGAAUAGCAACAUCAAAGACUUUAGAAAUUAUUUCAGGAAAAACACACACGCAAAUUAAAGUCUGAGUCUGUUAUCCAGCUGUGCCUUACAGACAGAAUAUUGCUGGACUGAAAGCCUUAAGCACCCAGCCUGAUGUUCUUUACAUUAAAACACAGAACCAGGAUACUGUUGCCAGGCUUUUCUAAAUAAAACGUGGGCUUACACAUUUUAGAGUGUGGUGACACUUUAAAUAAUGCAUUUCUUUGAUUAUUUCUUUACUAUUCAGUAGCUGCAUGGAGGAUCACAUUGCAGUUGAAAGUUAAAGCCUAAUUUUGAGUGAUCCCGAGUCAAGGGGAGGUGACGGUGUUCAUUACAUCUACCAGACAGAGUUGCACAUCUCCACCCAUCAUCCACCUCCCACACAGAAGAGGAGCUUCCCCCACUGUACAAGCAGCUCCAGCGCCAGCCUUGUGGAGCUUUCUUUUUGUUGUUUUUCCCCUUUCUCAAAGUAGGUCAGAAGUGACAUUAAAAAACCCAAUGAAAUAAAUAAAUGGUGGUGCGACGAUCUGUCCUAGGGACUUUGCACAGAGAUUUCCUUUUGCUGUGCUCUCUGGUACAACACCACACACGUGGCCCAGAGGGUGCCAGCAUUCCUCCUCCAUGGCAGCAAACAGCAGCCUGCUGUUGUGCAGUUUCCACAGAACUGAGCUGCAGGUUUAAUGCCCACCCAGCAGGAAAGGAUGCCAGGGCUCACCUAUCUUGGGUAAAUGGUUAAUGUAGGAAACAAUUUUUUAUGUCAAUAUUCUGGCAUUGGAAGAGUGGCACCCCUCUGGAAAGAAGGAUUAAUACCCCAUGCCUUAAUAAGAGCAUUAUUAGAUCAGACCCCAAAAAUUAGGAAUUCUUGAGUAUAUUUUCUCUGAAAAUCGCCAUUUACUGUCAACAUCUGUAUCUAAAGCAACUAGGGAGACUCAUAAGGGGUGUUUAGAUUUACUAAUGAAUCUUUUGGAAAAUACUCUAAAGAUUACUGGGUGCUUAUAUCUAACUUACUGCCUUUUGCUGGGAAUUAAAUAUUUAUGUUUGUCUUACUAGGUAGAUUUAAAAACAAACUUAGUCAUGCAAGUACAAAUUGAAAAUGAGGACAUGAACUGCAUCUCAGACACACAGGUGAGAGUUUCAUCAGCUUCAGGAGGAAGGACACAGAUUGCAGGAACAUGCAGAACAGACCCAUCCUUUACUUCCCAUUACCAAAGCACUAUUUAUGCCAUACUUUUUCACAAUACAAUUAAUUCAUUAACAAUUUAUAUCACUACUGAUUUUAAUUAAACACCCAGUAAACAGAUUUUUCUUUCAUAUGAUACUUUCCUUGAAAUGAACAACCAGACUACACUAGUUUCAUUUAAAAUUGAGCCUAAAUGCCAUACUUUAAUUGUGAAUUACAGUCUUCUAACAGUUUAUUUGCCUAAGGAACUAACCUAGACUUCCCCAAAGAAGAAUGAUUUCCAACAGGAAAGACAGUCUGUAUUAGUAUAGGCUGUAAAAUACAAUUGUCUGAUUAUAACUAUAACUGUAAAAUACAGAUGUCUGCAUCUAAGAAAUUCACAAUUUUUUAAUUAAAAAAAAAUAAAAUUUACAAUUGUGCCAUGAGCAUGGUUGUCACAAGAUAGCCACUGACUUGUUAGCAGAAGGUUGUGAGCGAAGAGCCACCUUAAGAUGCUGGAGUUAGCUCUGAAAUCUCACCUGCCAGAAAGGAACAGGGCUAGCCUGUACCUGGCCUAGAGGAUUCAGGAGUGAAGGUGAUGACAGCUAAAUUAUUACAAAAGGCUUCCUCCCAAGAAUCACCCUCUUUGGCACCAUGAGAGGGAAGAAAGCAACUGGCAUUCGUAAAGUAAUAGAAAUAAAUCCCAAACAGCAGCAUUUGUGCAGCAAUUACAUAGAAUAUUUAUCACCACUGGAAUGAAUGGUGAUCUCUGACCCUCUAACAUUAUUUGCAAAUGAAUCCAUUAGUUACAACUCCUUUCUCUUAUCAGUACAUGAGCCAUAAAGCACUACAGUCCUUAGUGCAGAUGAGCAAGUAAAGAGGAGAUUAAUUAUAUUUGUAGUAAUGAGUGAAAAAGGAAGUAAGCUGGGGGCAUGCAAUGAGGCAGUUGUUAAAUUUAGUCCUUUAGAAUGCAAUUGCUACAGCCAAAAAAUUACUCUGCAGCUUGACUUGGACUGUUGCAAAGGUUUGAGUUUAAAAGAGCAGAUUUUUAUAGUUAAGCCAAUACUGGCUUCUGGACUGCUCUUGUUUUUAGCAUAUUAAGAUGCAUCUAGAAAGCCAACUUACAAAUUAAUAAAUCUUUCCUUUAAUUCAGUCUGCCAAGAACAAAGAUAGAACACUGACUACUGCAGGAGCCAUGUUAGUGAUGUAAACCAAAGGACUGGGGAUUAAACAAGGAUUACUGAGUGCUAAAUCAAUGUGUUUCCUUUUCUGGCUGUGUGUCUGUUGUGUGAAAGUGUGGAUCAUUGCAUAAAACAUGGCACAUGACUGCCUGGAUUAAUACUAGACAAUGUUACGGCAGUGCUGACACAAAGUUUGAUGUUUAAGCAUGACAAUUGUGCUACCAGGAAAGUGACAGCCAUGACUAAGGACAAAGGUAGGGGGGUUUCUGCUAAUGUGUAAUCUUCUGAAAUUCAAGCCCAGGUCUCCCUACUACAGCCUUUCCAAAUAAACUUGGCUGUGUUUGUCUAUGUCCUACUCUUCUGGGGCAUGCUGGAGGUUUAUUUUAUAAUGUGAAGGAAACUAUCCAGAAUUAAGAUCAUACUGGGCAGGAGUUGGCAAUUCAUGUAAGCAUCUCACAGUAUCAAAUUAAAUGAAAAUACCUCUCAGGAAAGUUUUGCUCACCUGAUCAGUGGUCUGAACUACAGCUGUACAUCCUAUCAGCAGUGCUGUACUGUACUGCUUUAUUCUGACCUCUGGAAUUUGAUUUGCAGUUUGGUUUGCAAGAGGAGGAGAAAGAGGAAGGAAGGGGGUAAAUUUAAAACAAAGGAGCAACUUCUCCUGCUGAGUUAGGUGGUAGGAAGACUGUGGAAGGUAUGAAGGGCCUUUGAGCAAACUAUCAGCAGUGGCCAGAUUCUCCACGGGAGAGGGACAAGGAUGGCAGGAAGAGUACCUGGCAGAACCAUACAGUGAUAGGUCUGGCCUCUAAGACUCAUACACCAACUUCUUUUUGUCUCAGACAUAUUUGCUUUUACUUCCCCAGCGUCCUUUUUUAAAGUUGUCAGGAAGUCCUGGAGACCACAAUGUACACCUCUAAAUAAGCCUGUUUUCACCCAGAGGAGAGUGUAUUUAUUUCUGUGCUCUGAAGAGUUGUAAAACCAGAAGCUGCAGUGCCACAGGGGGUAACAGCAGGAAGGACUGACGUCCUGAAGCAGCCAUGUGCACUGCAGGAGAACCACCCGGGAGUAUUAACUCCUCACAGGAGAGUGACACUGCAGUGAAAAAAAUAUUAAUUCUAAUAAUUCUCUUACAAUUUGAAGUUCUAAUUAUUGAAAAAAUAAAAGGGAAUAAAAAAAGCAUUUAAGUUUAGUUGAGAUUACAGCUAAAUGCUAUUUCCUUCCAGUUUUUAUUCUCACUAUACAUAAACUAGGGCAGCAAAAAAAUAUAGAAGUCCUCAGAUGCUUUCUCGACAGCAAUGAUCUCUCUUUUCUACCAGGUGCAGGAUUGAUUGAGCCUGAUUAUGUCCAGAUCAGAAUAUCUAGCAAGAAUGUUCAAAUGCUGAGCUAUUAUUCUGCUCCAUAGCUCUGGCAUUUCACACAUGCAGAAGUACAUCUUCCAGGCCCCCAUGGCACUGCUUGCUAUAAACAUGUUCGGACACAGGUAAGAAGGCAGUGGGUGCACUGGGCCUAUGGAAUAACUUUUAACGUGACAGAGAAUGUGGCUGUGGCAUUUGUCCUGAUGGUAAUUUCAAAAAUUGCUGAUAUGAAAUCCCAGUGAUUGGUGGAUGCAUUGUUUGUGUUCAUGGAAAAGUAUCUAGGCUGCUCUUAACAUAACACUUAGAGUAAGUAUUGCCUCCUCAGAUUUUUUUGCCUCAGUUAUUUUGAUGGCAUGCAGACUUGGCAUCCUGCUAAACAGAGACAUUGAGUCUUUAUAGUUUUAUCUCUUGAGUCCAUCUGGUUUGAAGUAGUUGACAACAAGCAGGAAAGGGAAUAGAAUGAAAGACUCACUUCACGUUUGCUGAAAUAAAAGAAAUGUGCAAGGCAGUGCUCAAAUAGAACCAGCCUGGGAGAAGGACUGCCUCUCCCCACCCCUCCUCUGCCCUUUCCAGAUGACGGCUUUACCUGCAAACCCUCCAUUCUCAUGCUGGCUCUUGCUGCCCACGGCUGGAGCUCACACCCCAGACAAAGCACAGCUGAAGCAGCUGGGCUGGAGCACUGAGAGAAGGGGAACCAACCAUUACCUUCUGGAACAAAGAGCAAUGGGAGCACGAAGCAAGUGGAAAAAAAUGCAAAUGCUGAGCCCCUGCCCAUCAUCCAUGCUAAAACCAGUGACAAAAGCAAUAGUGCUAACACUAAGGUGCUUCUGUAAAUUUGACAGGUUAUUUAUGCCGGUUUUAACUUCUUUUUAGUAAUUCAAAGCUCAAGGACAUCAGUCUGAGUCCCUGGGCACCUGUGCAGUCACUCCUGUGAAGGCAGGCACCGAGCACACAGCAGUGGCACCCAAGGUGUCCUGCCCUGCCCACUGAAACACUCACUGGUUGCCAGAAGGAUCGUCAAGGGAGAGGGAGUACAGUACAGGGAAACAUUCCCUUUCCUUCUCCAUCUCCCAGAGACUAUUAAGAGCAGUUCAGAGAGGUGUAGAACCCAGGCUGGAGAGGAUGUUGCAGAUCACUCACUCUCACAGUGCCCCUCUCACAGAGGGGAUGGGAGGCUGUCCUUUGGCAGCUCCAGUUGGAGCAGGAGAUGGAAGCUGCCCUAGAGCCUGGCAGGAUGUCACAACAUGGAGCAGCGAGCCUUGAAAAUGUGUAGAGCCUGCCUCUUCUAUCUGUGCUGCUCCAUCUCCUUAUAGAAUUAGGUCCUAAAUGUGACUUUUCUGGCUCUCGUUCUUAAUCACUUUGUUACUAGUUCAAAUUUAUAAUUUUAACCUAAAUAUAAGUGAGUGAUUUAUUGUAAUUAUUUUGUAUAGGCUGCUCUUAAUAAACUUUUUUUUAUAUCUGGAAAAACAUUUAAUUUCCCAUAUGGAAAGAACACAUUUAUCAUACUUUACUUGGAUAUACUUGGCCCACUAUUGCACAUAUAUGCAAAACAUAUGUGACAAAUUCAAGGCUGAAUUUCAUAAAACAGAAAUGCUGUGAAAGGUGAUAUAAUAAAUAUAUUACACAGACAUAUGUGGCCAAUUUAUAAAACUAUGAUAUCUUUGGUAAAUUUAUAAUAGGUCAUUUCUAUUAAUGGGGGGAAUGACUGUGUUUUUUCUGGCAUAUGUAACAUACACAAUACUUUGCACAGCCCUCCUGAAGGACAAUAGGCCUUUGGAGAGCAGACUUGUACAUGUACAUACUUUGUGUAUAUGGGACACAUCGGUUUUUUUCAAAAUGAAUGUGUCUUCAUGCGAAAUUUAAAAAAUAAUUUUUUCAAAAUUAAUUAGUGUGUCUUCAAAACCAGCUCUUCCUUCUUGUAUUGAUUGUGUGCACAACAUACUGGGCAGGAAAAAAAAAGUAUGAAAUAAUAUUCUUUGAGAUUUGCAAAGCUCUGAUACACUAUCUAGAUUCCCAUCAACAAUGGGUGUGUCACUGUAACAGACAGCACGUUUUAUAUGCUGAGCUCAUGAUAAUGGCAAUAAUAGAAAUCUUUGAGUGAUCUUUGUUUUUUGUCAAACACCUGUGUAAAUUAUGUAUCUUAGCAAAAUUGAAUUGGAAUGAUUAAAUGAAGAACAAAAGGCGCA
Messenger RNA from Cyanistes caeruleus (blue tit), 8545 nucleotides. It is a transcript of the gene GNB1L, whose product is annotated as G protein subunit beta 1 like. Gene Ontology annotation, molecular function: protein binding. The record is from RefSeq and is a predicted model, not a curated record. Lineage: Eukaryota; Metazoa; Chordata; Aves; Passeriformes; Paridae.